Messenger RNA from Musa acuminata AAA Group (dessert banana), 7600 nucleotides. RefSeq names its product acetyl-CoA carboxylase 1-like. Gene Ontology annotation, molecular function: acetyl-CoA carboxylase activity; ATP binding; metal ion binding. Gene Ontology annotation, biological process: fatty acid biosynthetic process. Lineage: Eukaryota; Viridiplantae; Streptophyta; Magnoliopsida; Zingiberales; Musaceae. Bases 359 to 7156 code for a protein of 2265 amino acids. The record is from RefSeq and is a predicted model, not a curated record. The transcript is spliced from 32 exons.
UGCCGCCCAACGCCGGGUCAAAAUUCCGCGACGGCCCAACACGCGCACGCCAUCUUCCUAUUCUCUGCUCACAGUGGAAGCGAGGAGUGAACGCCAAAAGGGAGAGGAGAUAUCCCAAGAGUGGUGAAUUUUGACGGGAAUUGGCGAUUCGUUAUUUCUAUUAUUGUGGUGAGUACGAAGGUCGCAGCUUUGGUCAAAACGGAGGCAGUGGAUCGGAAGGUGGUAGUUGCGAGCUACUUCGCCCGCUCCUUUAUAUCGACCAAGACGGGGAGGGGGCAGAGGCGGAAGCGGGCAGGUAUCACGUGGACUUCCUCCCAGCCAAUUUAAAGCCUUGUCUGAAGCAAAAGGGGGACUGGUUAUGGCGGAAACUUUGCAGAUGAAUGGGCUUGUAAACGGAACGUUUCAAGUCAGACAUGCAGCAACGAUGUCUGAAAUUGAUGAUUUCUGCAAGUCUCUUGGUGGAAAGACUCCCAUCCACAGCAUAUUGGUUGCAAAUAAUGGAAUGGCAGCAGUUAAGUUCAUGCGCAGUGUCAGAACAUGGGCUUAUGAAACAUUCGGAACUGAAAAGGCCAUUCUUUUGGUGGCUAUGGCAACUCCAGAGGACUUAAAAAUUAAUGCGGAGCACAUUAGAAUUGCUGAUCAGUUUGUCGAAGUUCCCGGCGGAACGAACAACAAUAAUUAUGCUAAUGUCCAACUCAUUGUCGAGUUGGCAGAGAUAACCCGUGUUUCUGCUGUGUGGCCUGGAUGGGGUCAUGCGUCUGAGAAUCCUGAGCUUCCAGAUGCACUGAAUGCAAAGGGAAUAAUCUUUCUUGGGCCUCCAGCUGCACUGAUGGCAGCACUAGGUGAUAAAAUCGGCUCUUCUUUGAUUGCUCAAGCAGCAGGAGUACCAACACUACCCUGGAGUGGUUCACACGUCACAAUACCACCAGAGAGUUGUUUAGAUUCAAUUCCAGAGGAAAUAUAUAGGAAUGCUUGUGUAUAUACAACAGAAGAAGCAGUUGCUAGCUGUCAUGUGGUUGGUUACCCAGCCAUGAUCAAAGCAUCUUGGGGUGGUGGUGGUAAAGGGAUAAGGAAGGUUCAUAAUGAUGAUGAAGUUAGAGCUCUGUUCAAACAAGUGCAAGGUGAAGUUCCGGGGUCUCCAAUAUUCAUAAUGAAGGUAGCAUCACAGAGCCGGCAUUUAGAAGUUCAGUUACUAUGUGACCAGUAUGGAAAUGUGGCUGCUUUGCACAGUCGAGACUGUAGUGUUCAAAGGAGACAUCAAAAGAUCAUUGAGGAAGGCCCGAUUACAGUUGCCCCUCCCGAGACAGUAAAACUACUUGAGCAGGCUGCUAGGAGGCUUGCAAAGUGUGUAGGUUAUGUUGGUGCUGCUACUGUUGAGUAUCUUUACAGCAUGGAAACUGGUGAAUACUACUUUCUAGAGCUCAACCCGCGGCUACAGGUCGAACAUCCUGUAACUGAGUGGAUAGCUGAAGUAAACUUGCCAGCGGCUCAAGUUGCAGUAGGGAUGGGAAUUCCUCUUUGGCAAAUUCCAGAAAUCAGACGCUUCUAUGGAAUGGAUCAUGGUGGAGGUUAUAAUGCCUGGAAGAGAACUUCUGUUCUUGCAACUCCUUUUGACUUUGAUAAAGCAGAGUCUGUUUGGCCUAAAGGUCAUUGCAUAGCUGUUCGUGUUACUAGCGAGGAUCCAGAUGAUGGCUUCAAGCCAACUAGUGGGAAAGUGCAGGAAUUAAGUUUUAAAAGCAAGCCUAAUGUUUGGGCCUACUUCUCUGUUAAGUCUGGAGGUGGCAUUCACGAGUUCUCUGAUUCUCAAUUUGGUCAUGUUUUUGCAUUUGGAGAGUCUAGAGCUUUGGCGAUAGCUAACAUGGUUCUUGGUCUGAAAGAGAUCCAAAUCCGGGGAGAAAUCCACACCAAUGUUGAUUACACCAUAGAUCUUUUAAACGCUUCAGAAUAUAGAGACAACAAAAUCCACACAGGUUGGCUUGAUAGUAGAAUUGCUAUGAGGGUUAGAGCUGAAAGACCUCCUUGGUAUCUUUCAGUUGUCGGAGGGGCUCUCUAUAAAGCAUCCACUAGCAGUGCAGCCAUUGUUUCAGAGUAUGUUGGUUAUCUCGGAAAAGGUCAAAUCCCACCGAAGCACAUAUCACUUGUCAACUCUGAUGUUACUUUGAAUAUAGAAGGGAGUAAAUACACGAUUGAAAUGGUAAGGGGUGGGCCUGGUAGCUACAAGCUUAGGAUGAAUGGUUCAGAGAUUGAAGCAGAAAUUCAUACUUUGCGUGACGGUGGUCUUCUGAUGCAGUUGGAUGGAAAUAGUCAUGUGAUUUAUGCUGAAGAAGAGGCUGCUGGCACUCGCCUUCUUAUUGAUGGAAGGACUUGUUUGUUACAGAACGACCAUGAUCCAUCAAAAUUGAUAGCUGAGACACCAUGCAAACUGCUUCGCUUCUUGGUUUCUGAUGGUGCUCAUGUUGAGACUGAUACACCAUAUGCUGAGGUUGAGGUUAUGAAGAUGUGCAUGCCAUUGCUAUUGCCUGCUUCUGGAGUUAUCCAUUUUGUGAUGUCUGAGGGCCAGGCAAUGCAGGCUGGUGACCUCAUAGCAAAGCUUGAUUUGGAUGAUCCCUCUGCUGUGAGAAGAGCUGAACCAUUUCAUGGCUCAUUUCCUAAAUUAGGGCCUCCUACUGCAGUUUCUGGCAAAGUACACCAAAGAUGUGCUGCAAGUUUGAGUUCUGCAAGAAUGAUUCUUGCAGGAUAUGAGCAUUACAUCAAUGAAGUUGUUCAAGACCUUCUUCACUGUCUUGACAGUCCAGAGCUCCCUUUCCUACAAUGGCAGGAAAGCAUGUCUGUAUUGGCAACUCGUCUACCAAAAGAUCUUAGAAAUGAGUUGGACACAAAAUAUAAGGAGCAUGAAGCAAUAUCAACUUUUCAGAAAAAUUUGGACUUCCCUGCCAAGUUACUAAAGGGAGUUCUUGAGGGCCAUCUCUCAUCCUGCACCGAGAAAGAAAAGGCCACGCAGGAGAGGCUUGUGGAGCCUCUGAUGAGUCUUGUGAAGUCAUAUGAGGGUGGUAGAGAAAGCCAUGCGCGUGUUAUAGUGCGGUCUCUGUUUGAGGAGUAUCUAACUGUUGAAGAACUGUUCAGUGAUAGCAUUCAGGCUGAUGUCAUAGAACGUCUCCGGCUUCAACAUAAGAAGGAUCUCCUGAAGAUCGUAGACAUAGUAUUGUCUCAUCAGGGUGUCAGGAGUAAAAACAAGCUGAUACUACGACUCAUGGAAGCAAUGGUUUACCCUAACCCUGCUGCCUACCAUGAUCUACUGAUUCGUUUCUCUGCUCUUAACCAUACAACAUACUCUGAGUUGGCACUGAAAGCGAGUCAACUUCUUGAGCAAACUAAGUUGAGUGAAUUACGUACGAGCAUUGCCAGAAGCCUCUCUGAACUGGAAAUGUUUACUGAAGAAGGAGAACGCCUAUCUACCCCCAGGAGGAAGAGUGCUAUUAAUGAGAGGAUGGAGGAUCUGGUUGGUACUCCAUUAGCUGUUGAGGAUGCCCUUAUAGCUUUCUUCGAUCAUAGUGAUCCCACCCUUCAGAGGAGGGUCGUGGAAACAUAUAUUCGUAGAUUGUAUCAGCCCUACCUCAUAAAGGAAAGUGUUCGCAUGCAAUGGCACCGAUCGGGUCUGAUAGCCUCCUGGGAAUUUUCUCAAGAACACAUUGAGAAGAAAAAUAAGUCUCAAGAUCCAUCAAAUUGUUUGUCAUCAGUAGAGAAACACUGUGAAAAGAGAUGGGGGGCAAUGGUUAUUAUUAAAUCUCUUCAGCUUCUGCCAGCAGCAAUUAACACUGCUUUGAAAGAGACCACUCAAUGCAUGAAUUCUGAUAUUGAUCAUGAAAUAAUCCCAAAUGGGCUUCCUGGGUGUUCUGGUAAAGGCAAUAUGCUUCAUGUUGCUUUAGUUGGCAUUAAUAACCAAAUGAGUACUCUUCAGGAUAGUGGCGAUGAGGACCAGGCCCAGGAGAGGAUAAAUAAACUGGCGAAGAUUUUGAAGGAGAAUACUUUAAGCUCUGAUCUUCAAGAUGCAGAUGUCAGGGUCAUUAGCUGCAUCAUACAGAGAGAUGAAGGACGAGUACCGAUGCGCCACUCCUUCCACUGGUCAGCUGAAAAGAUGUAUUAUGAAGAAGAACCUUUACUUCGUCACCUGGAACCUCCUCUCUCUACAUUUCUUGAAUUGGAAAAGCUGAAAGGCUACAGAAACUUACAAUAUACCUCUUCAAGGGAUCGCCAGUGGCGUCUGUACACUACUUUAGAUAGCAAGGCUGUUAUCCGGCGGAUGUUUCUCCGGACACUUCUCAGACAACCAAGCACAAUUAAUGGCUUUGCAUCAAGUCAAGUUCUUGACACAGAAAUAAGCCGUGCCCAACCUUCUUUGUCCUUUACAUCUAUAAGUAUACUGAGGUCAUUAAUGGCAGCUUUAGAAGAGUUGGAAUUACAUGUCCACAACACAACCACCAGGUCUGAUCAUUCUCACAUGUAUAUUUGUAUAUUGCGGGAGCAACAACUUCAUGAUCUUUUACCACCUUCAAGGAUAUUGGCCCUAGAUUCUUGUCAAGAUGAAACUACUAUUUGUCUAAUAUUAAAGGAAAUGGCUCUUAAGAUUCAUGAAUUGGUUGGUGUUCGUAUGCACCGUCUGGCUGUCUGUGAGUGGGAAGUGAAGCUAUGGCUGAAUUCUGAUGGACUAGCUGCAUGGAGAAUUGUGGUGACCAAUGUUACUGGUCAUACUUGCACCGUUCACAUCUAUCGAGAAGUGGAGAAUAUCAAUUCACAUGAAAUGGUUUACCAUUCUAUCACCCCUGCGAAUGGUCCCCUCCAUGGUGUCCCAUUGAAUGCUCAGUAUUCGCCACUGGGGUUCAUCGAUCAAAAACGUUUAGUGGCUAGGAAAAACAACACAACAUACUGCUACGACUUCCCCCUGGCAUUUGAGACUGCACUUCGACGGUCAUGGGCUUCUUAUGCCUCUAUUGAUGCUAGAGUGAAUGACAAUAAAGAUCUCAUCAAAUUUACAGAACUGGUGUUCGCCGAGAAGUUUGGAGCUUGGGGCACUCCGCUAGUCCCUGCUAGCCGGUCCUCUGGUCUCAAUGACAUUGGCAUGAUAGCCUGGUUGAUGGAGAUGUCCACUCCAGAAUUCCCUGAUGGGAGAAAGAUUAUAGUUGUGGCAAAUGAUGUUACCUUCAAAGUUGGUUCAUUUGGUCCAAGAGAAGAUGCAUUCUUCCAUGCAGUAACUAAUUUGGCUUGUGAUAAGAAGCUCCCUCUGAUCUAUCUGGCAGCAAAUUCUGGUGCUCGGAUUGGAGCAGCUGAAGAAGUGAAAUCUUGCUUUAAGGUUGGUUGGUCUGAUGAGUCGAGCCCAGAACGUGGUUUUCACUACAUCUAUCUGACUCCAGAAGACUAUCAAUGUAUUGGUUCCUCUGUUAUUGCUCAUGAACUGAAACUGGAAAAUGGUGAGAUCAGAUGGGUCAUAGAUACGAUAGUGGGAAAAGCGGAUGACUUGGGAGUUGAGAACCUAUCAGGAAGUGGUGCUAUUGCUGGUGUUUAUUCGAAGGCAUAUAAUGAGAUAUUCACUCUUACCUAUGUGACUGGACGAACCGUUGGUAUUGGAGCAUAUCUUGCUCGGCUUGGCAUGAGGUGCAUUCAGCGUCUUGAUCAGCCUAUAAUUCUCACUGGAUUUUCUACUUUGAACAAACUUCUCGGGCGUGAAGUAUACAGUUCUCACAUGCAACUGGGUGGCCCAAAGAUCAUGGCCACAAAUGGGGUUGUUCAUCUGACUGUAUCAGAUGAUCUCGAGGGCAUUUCAGCCAUUUUGAGAUGGCUUAGCUAUGUUCCUCCUUACAUAGGUGGCCCACUUCCCAUAUUGAGAUCCCUGGAUCCACCGGAGAGGCUUGUCGAAUAUUUCCCUGAGAAUUCUUGUGAUCCACGUGCUGCUAUUUGUGGAAGUAAUGGAAACAAUGGCAAGUGGCUAGGAGGCAUAUUCGACAAAGACAGCUUUAUAGAGACGCUGGAAGGUUGGGCGAAAACUGUGGUCACGGGAAGAGCAAAGCUUGGCGGAAUUCCUGUAGGGGUCAUAGCUGUUGAGACACAGACGGUGAUGCAAAUUAUCCCUGCAGACCCUGGUCAGCUUGAUUCCCAUGAACGUGUCGUCCCACAAGCAGGACAAGUUUGGUUCCCUGACUCUGCAACUAAAACAGCCCAGGCUCUCUUAGACUUUAAUCGCGAAGAACUUCCACUUUUUAUCCUUGCCAACUGGAGAGGGUUUUCUGGUGGGCAGAGAGACCUAUUUGAAGGGAUACUCCAGGCAGGGUCUACGAUUGUUGAGAACUUGAGGACAUACAAACAACCUGUAUUUGUGUACAUUCCCAUGACCGGAGAGCUUCGUGGGGGUGCAUGGGUUGUCGUGGACAGCAAGAUUAAUCCAGAGCACAUUGAGAUGUAUGCUGAACGGACUGCCAAGGGCAAUGUACUUGAGCCUGAAGGAAUGAUUGAAAUCAAAUUCAGGACAAAAGACCUCAUCGAAUGCAUGGGUAGGCUUGACCAUGAGAUUAUCAGUUUGAAAGCAAAGCUUCAGGACAUCAAGGCUGGCAUAGUCUCUGGCGAUGCAGAGGCACUUCGAAAGAGCAUAAUGACUCGGGAGAAGAAGCUGUUACCUGUCUACACUCAAAUAGCCACACAGUUCGCCGACUUGCAUGACACUUCCCUCAGGAUGGCUGCUAAGGGGGUGAUCAAGAAAGUUGUGGAUUGGGAGGAAUCUCGUUCUUUCUUCUACAAAAGGCUACACAGGAGAGUCUCAGAGGGAUCACUCGUAAGAAUUGUUAGAAAUGCUGCUGGAGAGCAGUUGUCGAAUAUAUCAGCUAUAGAAUUGCUGAAGAAAUGGUUUCUGGCUUCUGAGCAAGCUGGAGCAGUGAGUGCUGUGUGGGAGGACGACGAUGCUUUCUUUUCCUGGAGAGAUGAUUCUAGAAACUAUGAGAAGUAUCUUGAGGAGUUGAGGUUUCAAAAAGUAUUUAAACAACUCAUGGAACUCGGUGAAUCGCCUUCCGAUUUGCAAGUUUUGCCUCAAUGUCUUUCUACUGUUCUUAGCAAGAUGGAUUCAGCCAGCAGAGCGCAUCUGGUUGAAGAUAUCAAAAAAGUUCUCGACUGAUUAAACUGGAUGGAUUCCUGCUAUAUUUAGUGUUCUUGCUGGAGUAAAUAGCAAUUAACUCCAACAGCGCCGACCCCAACCGAAAGAACCAUCUACCAUCUUCGAGAGAAAACAAUGUUGAAAUUUUCCGAAAGAACCAUCUACCAUCUUCGAGAGAAAACAAUGUUGAAAUUUUCCGAGAUCAAGAUUCUUCUGCUUCUGGGUAUCGACAGUGCGACUGCUGGUUUUUUCUUCCCACUAUAAGUGUAUUUUUUUUUUCCACUAUAAGUGUAUAUAUGGUGGAUGUAGGUCUGGUGAUAGAUCUGUACUAAAUCUCUACAUAGAUUUAGUGAGGUAGAAUGAUUAAGGAAUAAUGUUUGUUUGUAUCGCUUAUUAUCCAGUAAUGUCAGAUUUCUGAAGACAUGGAUCUCUCAGUAAUAAAGAAAACUAAAAUCUUCCAAGCAA